This is a messenger RNA of Aspergillus ibericus CBS 121593, 1338 nucleotides long. RefSeq lists its product as uncharacterized. The transcript is spliced from 4 exons. NCBI's taxonomy places the organism in Eukaryota, Fungi, Ascomycota, Eurotiomycetes, Eurotiales, Aspergillaceae. The record is from RefSeq and is a predicted model, not a curated record. The coding region runs from base 1 to 1338 and encodes 445 amino acids.
AUGGCCACAGAGCUCAAAGCCCAGGACCUCACUUGCGCGCGGAUGCCAAACUUGAAAGUCGGUUAUUCAACGACCUCCUCCCAUUCCACGCACAAUCUCGAAUUCAGGGCCAGUCUUGUGCACUGGAAUACCUUUGAACGCGAGGUUCGCCGGGUGUUUGAUGGCGUUCGCUGGGACGCACAAACGGAGAUACUUGCAUAUGCUCCGCCAUCAAAUGGUGGCGGAACUGGCCCGAACCACACGUUGAAUGAACAGCUCUUCUGUGGAGACGAGCAUAGCACCGUGGCACGUUUUACUCAAAACGUUUGCCAUGUCAUGACAUCUGUGCUCCAAUCUCUCGGUUGCCGGGCGCGGUUCGGAGAUUUCAAAACCUGCAGUGAUACCACUAUCAGCAACAAGGUCCCCGAUUUUGUUCUCCUUGGUGACCGUGGCAGCCUCAGAGUUGUUCAGGAAGCAAAAACUCCGAAUUGUUUCGGGCAAAUCUCUCGGUACAUGUUCAUCUCCCGGGCGAAAUACGGCUUUCUCACGACAUAUGACCAAGCGAUCUUCUUCAACCAAGCACCACACCCCCACGAGGGAAAGGCAGACAAGCACUGGGCACUUUGGCAUUCAAAUGUAAUUGAACAUAGAACCUCGUCUACCAAGGUGGCCCCCCAGAGUGAUUUCACUGCCUACCGAGGCAAGGUGUCACUCCGGGAAUACUUUCUCUUCCUCGGCAUCAAGACAUUCAGUGACUCUCUAAGAAGCGCAAACCCGAUGAAAGAGGACAGUUGGGUUGGCUCCCUAAGCAAGCGAAAGUAUAAUGACUCAGAUUACAUCUCUCCGCCCGGCUCUUCUAGCUCUUCCGACUCUUCUUCGGGAGGCGCAUCAGACACCGAAAGAGGGCGGCCAAGACCACAGCCGGCUCUUUCGGUCUCAGGUCGAAGCCAACCGUCGCAGUCCCCUCCGCCUCCAGUUCAACCGACUCUUCCAGGAUCGCAGGGUCGGAGCCAGCCGUCACGGACCCCUCAGCCUCCGGUAGAACCUGCUCACUCAGCAACAAGUCGAAAUCAGCCAUCCCGAACCCCCCAGCCUCCGGCACAGCCUACCCUUUCAACAACAAGCCGAAGCCAGCAAACCCGAUCCUCCCAGCCUCCUCCGCAACCUCAGACGCAGUCCCGGACCAUGCCAACUACGCGAUCUCAAUCCCGGGCGAUGAAGGAGCUAGAGGACCGUACAAGGGCCCUGGGUAUAUCAGAUUCACGCCAGACGCGACCCGCGCAGGCCUCAACUCGUGACAUUGUCACGGUGUACCAUAACGGGACGACUUAUUAUUACAUCGAGGGGGUCGACAGGUAA